AAAAAUAAUUACGGUUAAUCGUUUAGGGUAAAAGUGUUUAUACACGAGCUAAUCUCUUUGAACGAUAAGUGUGACCAUAAAUUAUCGAGCAAAAAUAACUGAGAAUUUUUUGUCAAUAGUGCCAAUUUUGAUAAGAAAUAAAUAUCAAAUCAAUCGAAGAGAAUAUUUUAGUUGGUAAAUAGAUUCGAAGCUAGUCAAAACAAAAGUGCUAGUACUAACGAUGUUGUUCCUCCAAAAGCUGUUAACAGUAGCCGUCGUGUUCAGCGUAUUCGUUACUUUGCCUACAGCCACCAAAUGUGAUACUUCUUAUUAUGAAAAGUAUCAUUCGGCGCGUCGUUUUGUACCGCUUAAGCGUACUUCUCUGCUGCAGUACAACUUCACAGUGACUUUGACGGAGCAAUUGGCCAGUUAUGAGCGUGUUGCUCUUGUGGGUAGUUUGAAGCAGCUGGGUAGUUGGCAGUCACAUUCCGCAGUUCUGUUAAAUCGCACACAGGCACAUAAUGUCUGGAGGGGUGAGGUGCGUCUGCCAGUCAAUAGCAGCGUUAGUUACCGUUAUUUCAUAGCUGCUGUUGAACAGGGAACAGGCGUAGUGCAAAUACGUCGUUGGGAGUCUAACAUAAAUGCGCGUACGUUCAAGACUGCCGUACUGUCGGGAAAUCGUACAGAUGAGUUUGGUUUAAUAGAAGCGGAUAAAGGGGCAGAAGUGCGGCGGGGCUGGUUAACAACCGGUAGUAAGAUUGUACAGUUCAAAUUGUUCCGCAAACCUCUAGACAUUAUGCAGACUUCGUCAAGUGAACAGUUAUAUGUUAAAGUACAGCCCAUUGAACCGCAGAAAUUGACGCCUAUUUUGCCAAGUGCACGUGCGAACACAGAAUAUGUUCGCAUGUCAUAUGGAAACAGUUAUUUGCGCGAGCAACCUGAGUUUGGUGUACCUUAUAAUGAUAAUGACAUUUUAAUGUUCCACACGACUUUGACAGAAAUGGAUAAAGUAGCAUAUUUGUUGAAGGUUUACGCGACCGAUAAUCAAGGUCUUGGUUUGGUACGUCUAAUUGGCUAUCAGUAUAUUAAGCCACAACAAUUACGAAAUACGGAGGGCAAUUUUACAAUUGAUUUAAUAUCGCCAAUUUGGUUGUAUUCCGUUGGAACUGUGAAUAUACAAUAUUUGGUAGUGACACCAUUACCAUCUCAAACAAUUGGACAAGUUAAUUUACGUACAUCGUUUGUUGAUUAUUGGCGCAAGAAUUGGACACGCUUAGAAAUGGGACAUCGUGGUUUAGGUAAAAGUCUGAAACAAACUACCAAUGCUGCACCUAUAAUUGAAAACACAGUUGCCUCAAUGAAAGCUGCAACAAAAUUAGGCGCCGAUUUUGUGGAAUUUGAUGUGCAACUUACCAGUGAUUUUGUACCCAUUAUAUGCCAUGACUACUCAAUAUUUGUUUGCAUGAAUCCGAAGACACCAACUAGCAAGGAUGAUUUAACUGAAGUGUUGAUAAAAGAUAUCACUUAUGACCAGUUGAAAAAUUUAAAAACUUAUCAGGUUGUUGGCAAUAAGAUAGUAGAGUAUCCAGCGCAUAACACUUUGGAACAGGAAGAUCAGAGAUUAUUUCCACUAUUUGCAGACUUUUUGACUAAAGUUAACAAAUCUGUUGGCUUUGAUAUUGAGAUAAAGUGGCCACAAUUGACCUCGUCCGGUACAUAUGAAAGUAUACAAACAAUUGAUAAAAAUCUAUAUGUGGAUCGCAUAAUCGAAGUAAUGUUACAACACGGCUGUGGAAGGUUAAGUUUCUUCACCAGCUUCGAUGCUGACAUCUGCACACUAUUGCGUUACAAACAGAAUAUGUAUCCUGUAAUGUUUCUCAUGUCCAGCCUGGAAAAUAGAUUUGCUGAUCCACGUUCUGAUACAAUUUAUGAGAUUAUAAAUAAUGCACAAGCUUUUGAUUUAGCUGGAGUUGUGCCAAACGCAAAAAUGAUAAAAGAAGAUCCAAAUUGGAUAGAAGUAGCAAAAGCGCAAAACAAGAAAAUCGUUUUAUGGGGCGAUGACAUUAAGGAUACUGAAUCAAUUAAAUAUUUCAAAGGGUUGGAUCCAACAGGUAUUAUAUAUGAUCGUAUGGAUUUGUGGUUGCCACAUAAUAAAACUAAUGCUUUUGAAAUGGAAUCGGAUUUGCCUGCAUUCUUUCAAUUACAGUGCGCCCCUAUACAAUUUAAAACAAAUAGUUCACAGAUUGAUAGUGUAUUGAGUAAUGUUAAUUUCCUCUAAUUAAUUGUUAUAAAAAAAAAAUUAAAUAAGAGAAACUUUGGUGUUAA
Teleopsis dalmanni is the source of this 2304-nucleotide messenger RNA. Its product is annotated as glycerophosphocholine phosphodiesterase GPCPD1. Gene Ontology annotation, molecular function: glycerophosphocholine phosphodiesterase activity; starch binding. The transcript has a single exon. The record is from RefSeq and is a predicted model, not a curated record. Bases 221 to 2257 code for a protein of 678 amino acids. Gene Ontology annotation, biological process: glycerophospholipid catabolic process. NCBI's taxonomy places the organism in Eukaryota, Metazoa, Arthropoda, Insecta, Diptera, Diopsidae.